AUGUUGGGCGAGUCCAAGAAGCUUGGUGAGCAUGGCAGUACAAUCGAGGACGGGGAGCUUGAACCGACCGUCGCAGACGGGCUCUUCUCCCACGAGAGGAUAAGCGUGCUGUCAACAGUCAACAUCCGUGGGACGUGCUUUGUGCCGCUACUUCUGUUCAUAUCGCUGGCAUUUAAUGUCUGGUCGAUAUUCCUGAGGAGCCCACAAAGCCCUCACUGCCACAGUGCAACCAUUUGCAUUGCCCCAGAACUCCAACGCUCUCCGUACACCGGACUCGCUUACGAUGUGACAACCCAAUACUCCCUCUCGACCGACUACACGAGCGACAACCAGACGCUUGCCGAUCACAUGUGGGAUAGCCUCAGUCUGGACUCAAUGAUCAUCGCCCCGACGAUCGAAUGGGCUGAGGAGAUGGGCCUCCCGGACUCCUGGGACUUCCCAUGGGACCCAACCCGGAAGAUCUACUUUGUCAAAGUCUACCAUCAACUGCAUUGCCUGAAAAACAUCCGCCGGGCCUUCAAACAACUCCUCUCCGGUGAAGAGAACCCCAUCAUCUUCGGCCACGUCGAGCAUUGCCUCGAUACCUUGCGACAGGACCUCAUGUGUCGAGCCGACGACACACCCAUGCCGUCACUGCGGCUGGUCAACGGGGCUGGAGAGGGUCAGAUCCGACAAUGUAAAGAUAUUGAGAAGCUGGUGGCGUGGACGAAGCACCCGGACCGCGACGCUUGCUACCGGCGGCUGAGCGACUAUCGGCCUCCGUCGCGCAGUAUCGAUCGCUAUGCAUUUUGUGCGCCGGACAGUGAGCAUUUCGCGACCAUGACGAGGUAUUUUGAGUAUUAUGGGUAUCCGGAGGUGGUUGAGAAUUGAUGAUGGGCGGUUUGAAUGGAUGAGGGGUAAAGGGUUGAGUGAAUACUGAUUGGGACCGGGAUGUGAGGAUGUGUGGUAUGGUGUAACAUAAGUUUCUGCUUGGAAAAUCAUAAGGAG
Messenger RNA from Aspergillus uvarum CBS 121591, 987 nucleotides. RefSeq lists its product as uncharacterized. Lineage: Eukaryota; Fungi; Ascomycota; Eurotiomycetes; Eurotiales; Aspergillaceae. Gene Ontology annotation, biological process: mycotoxin biosynthetic process. The coding region runs from base 1 to 870 and encodes 289 amino acids. The transcript has 3 exons. The record is from RefSeq and is a predicted model, not a curated record.